GUGGUGCCAUAUCGAGUGCUGCUGCACUUCAGGGUGCACAGGGUUCAACGGCAUCUUGGAUGCCCACGCUCUCCGAUCCCCGCGUGAUUCCAAAGGAACUUCAGGGCAUUUUGGAGAAUCCGGAGGUAUUCAGCAUGAGUGGGGGCCCAAAGGCAAAGGAUUCAGAGGCUCAGGAGACUCAGAAGCAACCAGAGGCGCUGAGUGAACAGAAACCAACCGAAGCCCCACGGGUUGAGUCUUCGCACGAGAGCCUAGUCUCCGCCCUGAAAGCUGCCAUUGGCAAGACUGACGACGACAAACCCAAGACGAAGGAAGCCGAAAGCAUAAGAUUCCCCGAUUUCCCGAAUCCGGAAUCUUACAGGUCCUGGAAGAUUGCUGUUCGCGAGGCCGUUAGAGCCGCAUCAGACAAACCAGAUGAGGCAUUCAAUUGGGUGCAAGAGGUUUACGAGAGAACAGCCACUAACGAAUCCCUUAGAGGCAAGUUCCUUACCCUUGACACCAAGAUCCUCAAUGCACUUUCCAGAGUCGCCAAGGGUGAGUUGAACAGGCAGAUCAUCAACUAUAAAGAAUCCGAAGCAAUUCUCUUCAUGUUCGAACAGUUCUUCAAAGCCAAUGAGGCAGCUGGAUCACUUUAUAGCGUCGAAGAUCUUUUGAAGGUGAAGCUUAAUAGAGAUGAUCUGAGUACCUUCAUCCACAACUGGGAAUCGGUUAUCGCAGGCCUCAACCACCAACCCGAAGAGACGACUCUCCGAGACAUUCUUCUUCGCGAGCUACGAAACUCACACAAGCUUAAGUUCGACUUAGAGGUCUAUGAUCGAGCUAAGGAAGGGGAGGAAAAGCACACAUAUGGCUACCUUGUCAAGUGUGUUAAAGAGCUUCUUGAGAGGGAGCGCACCCGCAGUAACCGCACUGCUAUUGCCAGAGCUCACGGUGCUAGGUAUGGUGCCCCCGCCUUUGAGGAGAAGCCGAGAGCCCCAUCAACCCCUCGAGGUCGCGAUGAGAAGAAGCCUUGCUUUGCUUUUUAG
This is a messenger RNA of Symbiodinium necroappetens, 1025 nucleotides long. The record is from the annotation of a GenBank genome assembly. Lineage: Eukaryota; Dinophyceae; Suessiales; Symbiodiniaceae.